UGAAUCUCGCCUUUGUCAAUCCCCUGUAGGAUCAUCUGUGUCAGCUGCAGCCCUCAUGAGAGAGGAGACUGGUUUUGUGCGAUAAGCGAAGGCUCCACUUCACUGGGCCUUUUUUUCUCCUGUUUUAUCCAUCGGUACAGUGCAAAAUCAGAUAUCACUGAUGAGGCAUUUUCCAUGUUGCAUUACUCCGGCGAGAAUGAUUUCUGGGAAGUGUCGCAAUAUUCAUUGCUGUUGUGAAGCGGCGUCGCUUGUGUGAGUCUCUUAAAGAACUUUCGGGGUGGCUCACUUUUCUUUGUAAGACGCUUCUGGUAAUUCAAUUCAUGUUCUUACUCUCACUGAUCACUCACGCUGUUUUAUCACAGCGCUGCGUGAUGUCAUCUUGUGUUUCUUGUGACCUUACUCAACCGUCAUGGAUCAGGAGUUUCCAGUGGUGUAACACUCAACUAAAGUGCCCGUUUUUUUUAUUUAUUUAUUUAUUUUUCCAACCUGGCAAUAACUGAUAAAGUGGCUCUGACUUACACCACUGAAGGUCAACAAACGUAACGCCACCGGCCAGAGGACGGAAACUUCUUUUAGACAUCGAUCUGUCGCCGAGAUCUCAGGAUGAGCUGUCUGAGAAAAAAUACUGCAGAGGGCCAGCUCAGCCAUGACUCAACAGGUGGUCCGGGUCCAGCCGGGGAGCAGGGCUCAGGAGGCAGGUCAAUGGAGCACUGGCCUGUGUGAGUGCUAUAAAGACGUGGGUGACUGCUGCUUUGCCCUGUGCUGCCUCCCUGUGUUUACCUGUAAGGUGACCAGUGCAGUGGGCGCCUGUCCCUGCCUCCCUCUGCUGGACUGCAUCGGGUGCGUGCCGCCGGCCUCUCUCGCCAUGAGGGCGUCCGUCAGGCAACGAUACGGCAUCAAGGGGAGCGUGUGGAGCGACUGCCUGUACGGCUGCUGCUGCUAUCCGCUAUCCUGGCUCCAGAUCUCCAGAGAGCUGAAGAGAAGAGCAGCAUCCCACGCCUCCUCCUCCUCGUCCUCCUCAUCCUCGGCCAGAUACACCGCUCUCGCCUCCCUGCAGGGGGAGCACUUGGUCUAGACGCGCGGCGCAGCGCUCCCUCCUUCCUCCCUGGCCUCUGCCGCCGCCGGCCCUCCUGGGUACAGGAGCUGAUUUAAUCACACUUCCUCCGGCUCUGCAGCCCCUCCCUGUUACCUCGGAGAAUUCAGCAGGGACACAAUGUGUGACACAGAGAGGAAAAGUUCCGUCUGACCCAAGAUGAAGAGAAACAAGUGUGAUAAGAAAUAGGCUGCUCGAGCAGGAGUCAUUUUGAAUGUUACUUUGAUUUUAUAUUUAGCAUUUCUUUCAUAAUCUUAUUGUUCUUUAUUUUACUAAAAUGCUACUAUUAUGUACUUUUCCGGUGCUUUGGUAUUUCAGUUUUAUGCUACUGAACUCCCUUACAUUUCAGAGGGAAUUGUUACUCUUUUUACUUCACUACAUUUAUCUGACAGCCAUGUUUGUAAAUUACCUUUCAUACUGAGGACAUUAAAUACUUACUGAAUGAAUUCUAAAAUUCAUUUCUUUCCUGUGAUCCCCCUACAAAAAGAAAAAAAAAAAAAAAAGAAAAACUGUAUGUCGUUUCAUGUUUCAUGCUGACUACUUUUUUCCACUAAUGUAUUCAUGAGUUAAGGUCAUACAAACAGAUUAAAUGGUUUUCGCUUCGAAUCGUUCACAAAUGCUGUAAAACCUAUAUUACACAAAAUUCCUGGAAUCUUUUAGCCCCCCAGUGUGGCACUCUUAAAAAAUGUUACUGUAUAUCACUUUUGGGUGCAUUAGACAUCAUGAAUGGAAAAAUGCAGCUUUGAAGAAGUUGAUACUGUACAGUGCAUUCCUCAGAAAUAAAUUUGUGAAAUGAA
Molecule: messenger RNA, 1890 nt
Organism: Acanthopagrus latus (yellowfin seabream)
Lineage: Eukaryota; Metazoa; Chordata; Actinopteri; Spariformes; Sparidae
Product: placenta-specific gene 8 protein-like
Exons: 4
Coding region: 647-1075 (142 amino acids)
Source: RefSeq, a predicted model, not a curated record